CGAAGUUCUGAAACGGGCUUGAAUGGAGCAAAAGAGAAAGAGAGGGGAAACGUGAUAAUUCAUUUCGGAGAAGGUGCAGCAAUUCGCGGCGGCUAUCGUUUCUUCGCUCACUGAAAGCGGCUGGAUAUGCUGAAUUACAACUUGUCGCCUUUCUAUCAGCUAUCUGAUAAAGAAGCCAUGGAUGCAUUUAACAGCAAGCUCUUAAAUGUUGUUGCUGAGCAAGGCGCCAUUGAAGCUGUAGAGGCACUGAUGUCCAUGAGAUCCCUCUGCAAAAUGGGUAGCAAGCAACUAACUGAAUUCCGCCCACUCACCCCAUCUUCUGAUGGCCCAGAAGAAGCAGAUGAUCCACUUAUGUCUGGUCCAGUUGAUUUCUCUAUUUCCUCAUUUUGCUUGACCCCACCCUACAGUCCUGAAAACUUUGAGAUGUCUACCACAACAGCAAUGCAGACAUUUUCAACAAGACCAGCAUCUGAUUUUGGAAAGGCAAUGGAAAUGAACAUUUCCCAGAAGCAAAGGCAAUCUGGAGAGUCUGUGCAGAAACAUCAGUCAUUUCAGGCGAUAAGUGUCAUUCGCCAUACAUCAGAUGCCCAACCUUGCACUUGCCACUCCUGUCCAAUGGGAAAAAGAGAAUCUCCUACAGACAUAAGCCUCACGUCUAAAAUUCCAGUUAAAAACAACAACUCUGACUCUGAAAAAAAUAAACGUAUUUGCACAGAAGUAAACCAGAUAUUUGCAGCAUCUACAUCUGUACCUGUUGUGACACCCGGGGUCUCUAACUCUGAAACAAAUGAACUUGUCUAUGCAGAAGUAAGCCAGAGCUCAGAGGCACCAACAUCUGCGCCCGUCUUGACACCUGUGGUGACCAACUCUCAGCAGAAUCCAGUCAUUGUCCCUUCAAGCACAUUGUCGCCUGCUGGAGUUUUGCCAGUUCCAGUAAUUUGCCAGCUUGUUCCUAUUCCUCCAGCCACAAACCGUUUUGUUACAACCGUCAUCCCCAACAAUCCAGCUGGGCAGCAACCUCUGUGUCAGCCAAUGGUAUUAAUGGGCACCCAAGUUCCCAAAGGUUCUGUCAUGCUUGUUGUUCCACAGUCAGGGGUCACCAAAAGAAUAACAGCAACUCCGAACGGUACCAAACUGUCUCCUAUUGCACCUGCACCGGGAUUCACAGUACCGGUACAAAAGACUGCCCUUCAUUCAGAGCUGUCAAGGACACGUAGUCAUGUCUGCAGUCAUGCAGGCUGUGGAAAGACCUACUUCAAAAGUUCCCAUCUUAAAGCCCACAUGAGAACUCACACAGGAGAAAAACCAUUCAGUUGCAGCUGGAAGGGGUGUGAACGAAGAUUUGCACGUUCAGAUGAACUGUCAAGACACCGACGAACACAUACUGGAGAAAAGAAGUUCGUCUGUCCAUUGUGUGACCGGCGCUUUAUGAGGAGCGACCAUUUGACCAAGCACGCUCGCCGCCACAUAUCUGCCAGAAAGCUCCCCAGCUGGCAAAUGGAAGUCAGUAGGUUAUCUGACAUCACUGCUAUGCAGCAGUAGACAAUUCCAGUGGGACACGCUGGAAAGCUUAGACUUCCUUUUCACACAGAACACUGAAUUAGAGGAGCAGUGCUCCCUGUGCCUUGUUGCAGGGAGUUCUGCUGUUUUUGCACUUGGGGAGAAAGGAAAGUAAACAGGAGGUUAGGCAAGUUUGCUGUAUCCCUGUGAAAUGACUGAGGGGAAAAUGAACAAUUUAAAGAAAGGUCUCUUUGGGUUUGAAACGACGUUACAAAGAUUAGGUUCAAAUUUUGUUCUAGCUGAAAAAGAUGACAAUGUACAGUGAUGCAUGUAACUCGUGGCCAAUAUUGUUUUUGCUUAUUUGCUGUUGAUUUUUUUUACAGUAAUGUCAUUGGUUGUAGUAUCUAACUACCCCCCAUUUAUAAAUAAUUUGUUUAAGCUUUUGCACAUCCUGUGACAUUGAUUUUUGUGAAACCUUUGUGUAAAGUCAGCUUUUGGAAAUGCGACUGUAAAUCUGAUUUAACGGAGUAUCUGCACAGCAUGCCAGCUAUUCUCCCGGUUUUCAAAAUGUCAGAUUAUCAACCGCUUUUAAAAGUGCUUCAGCUCAGGACAUGUUUAAUUCUUAAGGGGGAGAAACAGGAUUAUAUUUAAUUUGGCACAUGACACUACUGUAUAUCAUUGGCAAUGUACUGAAUAUUUGUAUAUCUUAAUUUAGGGCAGUGCUGCGGUUGUGUCCUGUAUUGUGUUUUACCACAGUGUCAACAUUUGACCUCUCUUGUAGCUCAUGAAUUAUUUUGCACAAUAUUUCUUUUUUGAAAUUUUAUAUUUCUUGUUUACAAAAAUUAAUAAAAGUGUUUUUUAAUAGA
Erpetoichthys calabaricus (reedfish) is the source of this 2366-nucleotide messenger RNA. RefSeq names its product Krueppel-like factor 10. Gene Ontology annotation, biological process: regulation of transcription by RNA polymerase II. The coding region runs from base 127 to 1542 and encodes 471 amino acids. Gene Ontology annotation, molecular function: DNA-binding transcription factor activity, RNA polymerase II-specific; RNA polymerase II cis-regulatory region sequence-specific DNA binding. The transcript is spliced from 4 exons. Lineage: Eukaryota; Metazoa; Chordata; Cladistia; Polypteriformes; Polypteridae. The record is from RefSeq and is a predicted model, not a curated record.